AUGAUUUCUGGGAGUUGUAGUUUCCUGCCGUCCUCAUCCUCGCUGUGACACGCUCAGUGACUUCCUCCAGUAAUACUCCGUUUCCCAGAGUGCUGCUCGGGGUGGCAUGGCGGACAGCAAUGACUGCGGAGUUUGACGAAGAAGUGGUGUUUGAGAAUUCGCCACUCUUCCAGUACCUGCAAGAUUUGGGGCACACAGAUUUUGAGAUAUGUCCUCUAUCAAAGGAAGAGGAACGUCUGGCAGAGAAUGGCCAGGGAAAACAGGAUGUCCAUACCACAGAAAAGAAAAGCAUCAUUUCAAGGACAGUUGAAUUUUUAAAAAGUUGGAGCCCAUUUUUAUCAAAAAAGAAAAAAGAUGAAAAAAUUCACUUACUGGAAAUCGGGUUCCGACUUGAAAGCCUGCGCACCAUCCUACAACAGGAAGUCCUGAUACAGGAGGAUGUGGAGCUGAUUGAGUUGCUUGACCCGGGGAUCCUGUCUGCUGGUCAGACCCAGAAUCAACAGAAUGACCACCUUCCUACACUCUGGUCCAUAGCAACACCAAAUAUUUGGGAAACGUCCAUAUUAUUUGUUUUUCUUAGUGCAGUGGCUGCCUUUCAGUCCUGGUCCAUUUCAUCCUCACUUAUAUGGGGACCAAGCCUCAUCCUUUUUGCUGCCUUUACUGUCCUGAAAACUCUCCAUACCUGGCGCUCCGCUAGAUUGAGGAUAAUCCUGAGAAAAUACUGCACCCAAGUGGAAGGGACAGUAUCGAAUAGCCGAGCCUUCACUAACCUUGUGAGAAAGGCCCUGCGCCUCAUUCAGGAAACAGAAGUUAUUUCUCGUGGAUUCACCCUUUUGCUUGACAGGGUCAGUGCUGCUUGUCCAUAUGGUAAAGCUGGGCAACAUGCCAGUCAGCACCUCCUCGGCUUACGCAAAGCAGUCUACCGGACCGUAAGAACCAACUUUAGAAUUUCUAGACUUGCCACACUGUACAUGCUAAAACAUUAUCCCCUAAACUCUGAGAUAGACAAUGUUACCAAUUACAUCUGUGUCGUUCCCUUGAAAGACCUGGGUUUGGGAUUGUGUGAGGAGCAUGUGUCUGAGGAGGACGCCCAUAAUUUAACUGACGCUUUUAGUCUUCCUGCUUUGAAGGUCCUGUUCCAGCUUUGGAUAGGGCAAAGUUCAGAAUUUUUCCGUCGUCUGGCUCUGCUACUUUCUCCAGAAAAUGCAUCUCAGGGCCCUUCAACCAGCCCAGAGCAACUUCCUCACUUCAUUUGGUCUGAUGUGGUACAGGAUCUACCUCAUACUCAGGCUGCAUGCAUGGCUGAACUGAAGCGCAGCUACGAGUUUUAUCGUUACUUUGAAACACAACACCAGUCUGGCUUGGAACGCACUGCCAAGAGGAAGGAGGUUGGGGAGCUGAACAAUCUUCAUGGAGCCGUACGCAGUUUGCAGCUUCACCUGAAGGCACUACUUAAUGAGGUGAUUGUUUUGGAGGAUGAAUUAGAUAAACUUUCCUCCUGUAAGGAAAUGCAAGCAGUGACACCAGAAGCCUCUCUAAUGCUGGAAGAGAAGCUGAGGAUUAUUCAGCCCCAUGUGCAGGCCAGUAACACCUGCUGGGAAGAGGCCCUGUGCCAAGUAGAAAGGAUGGUCCGGAAGCCAACAACAAAGAAAGAUACUGGGAAAUAUUCCUGUGAAAAUUUGAAUUACCCUGUGGUGUCUAAUGUGCCUCCAGCAAUGCGCAUCGAAGACCGAGAUCCUGUACCAGAAGAGCAGAUAUUGGAGGCUUAUGUGGAAGAGGCUGUCACAGAUCAGGAGUUCAAUAGUGAAGAAAUAUACCUGUUUUCUCCAGAAGAAAGAGAGAGACAGAAGCGUGAACGGGAGGAGUCCAGGAGAGUUCUGCAAGAACUAAAGGCUGUAUUAGGACUAAAGGCAUCUGAGGCAGAGAGACAAAAGUGGAAGCAGCUGCUGUUUAGUGAACAUGCUGUAAUAACACCGUUGUUGCCAGAAGAGCCUGUGGGACAUUUUGAACCUCUUCUUUCUAUAUAUCCUGAGGAACCACACAAAAAUCUGGGUUUUUAUGGAGAAAUCCCAAGUGAGAUAAAUGGAACUGAACAUGUUAAAGAUGCACCUAUUCAAGUAGAUCACGGGAAUAUGAAUCAUGAGGAUGAGGCAAAAAUAUGCCCCGUGUCAGAGGAAGUUGAGCCAGCUAGCUGUAAAGAAGAAGAAGAUGAAACUCCUUGCCCAGCCCCUAGAACUGUAUUGCCCCCGGCCAUUAAAGAGAGGCUUGCCCGAAUCCAUCAGUCAUCAGAUCUGAAUUUUACCUCUGGACUAGCAGCUCAAGUGGCUGCACGAUCUCUCACGUUCACUUUCCUGCAGGAGCAGACUUUUGGAGAUGAAUGGGAUGAUGAUGAUGACAAUGAGGAUCACGAUCAUGAUAAAGAGAGAAAUAAUGACAGUUCACAGCUUGAAGGGUAGAUUUCUAUGGUCAGUAGAGAGAAGAGAUGUAAAGUCCACUCGUAUGGCAAAACAACAAGUAAUUGUAGGAUCUCCGUUACACGGGCACAUGAUAAUAUUAUAUUCACUGUGCCUGAAUAGUCUGUAACAUAUUCUGCAGUGUCUCUCUGAACCGACCCACCUCCAGGCACCUAACAGUUAAAUGCACUUGCAGUGUUUACAGAUGCUUGUCAGCAUUACUGACAGCCAGUGCAAUGGGAGUCCCAAAUGGAGCUAGAAGAAGCUAGCACUCUUAAUUACUAAAAUGGCAACGAUCACGGAUAUAUUGUUAUACAGCGCAAGGACAACUGCAUAAAUCACUUCAAUGUUAUUUUAAUAUUUAAUUCUAUUUAUUCAAUUUUUCUUUUCCUUUUAGAAUGUUCAUAUAAUGUCCUUUUCUGUGCUGUCUUGUUUUCUGGCAAGAGACAAACGGACCCUCAUUGGCUAACACAGGUACAGAUGUGGCAUUCAUUAUCCAGAAAGCUCCAAAUUACGGGAAGGCUACCACCCAUAGACAUUAUUUUAAUUAAUUCAAAUGUUUAAAAUUGUUUUCCUUUUACUUUGCAGUGAUAAAACAAAUCCUUGUACUUGAUCCAAACGAAGAUAUAACCAAUUCUUAUUGGAAGCAAAACCAGCCUAUUGGGUUUAUUUCAUGUUUAAAUGAAUUUUAAGUAGACUUAGGGGUUUUUCUAGCAAAGGUCAAGGUUUAGAGGUAUGUGAGGUUGAAUGAACUUACAACUCAAAUAUUUUCUGAUUUAAGAAAAAACUUCAAUAGAAAACUUGAAGUAGUGAAUUUGGGGUAAACAACCCGAAAACAUGAAUUUAUUGGAAUUUUCCAAGGAAAAACUCAAAUUGCUUGAAUUAAUUGAGUUUUAGAGCUAAACCCACCUAAAAAAACCCAAACAUCAUGAAGGCUACUAUCUUCAAAUGGUUAAAGGGACCUCUGCCAUUGGCUUCUAAAUGACCUCGACAGGUUUUAGCCGGAGUAUUUUCAGAUUCAAGCUUUACAAAAACGUGAAUAAUUCAAGUUUUUUUUUUUUUAUAAAACCCCGAAAAAUUUGGUUUUUUUUUAACCCAAAAAUUCUAGUUUUUGACUGAAAACUACUCUCAAAAAACUAAAUUUUUUUGGGAAACACAACUCAACCUUUGAUAAAUAACCCCUUAAUGUAUGGUGAAAUUAUAGAAAGAUCCCUUAUCCAGAAAACCCCAGCUCUCGAGCAUUCUGGAUAAUCGCUCCCAAACCUGUACUAUUUUCUGCCAGUGCAAUUACAAAUAGGAACCAGUAAGCAACUAGUUGUAAGAAGAUGAGUGCAAGGAUUUGUUGCAAUGGGUAACUGCGCUGUUAGUAAAUGAGCCCAUAUGGUUUAGGAAUAUAGACAAAUGUUCACUGCAUAGCACUAUGUGCCACUUUGCUUGUUCCUGUCCAGUACUGGCUAAUGAUGUUGUUCGUUUGUGACUAUAUUUCUUAUACUUAACAAGCCUAGAAUGUAAUUUUUUAAUAAAACCUACAACAUA
This is a messenger RNA of Xenopus laevis (African clawed frog), 3989 nucleotides long. RefSeq names its product vezatin, adherens junctions transmembrane protein L homeolog (gene vezt.L). The record is from RefSeq and is a predicted model, not a curated record. The transcript is spliced from 12 exons. Gene Ontology annotation, biological process: cell-cell adhesion. Gene Ontology annotation, cellular component: adherens junction; plasma membrane; nucleus. NCBI's taxonomy places the organism in Eukaryota, Metazoa, Chordata, Amphibia, Anura, Pipidae. Gene Ontology annotation, molecular function: myosin binding. Bases 120 to 2456 code for a protein of 778 amino acids.